AUGGGCGUUUCGGCUCCGGACGCGCCCGCGACCGAGGGGUGGACGCGCGAUGCUCCCGUCGAGGAGUGGCGCGCGUACGUCCGCGCCGCGUACGCGUCCAACCCCGGCCAGUGCCCCCUCGACGUGAACGUCGAUAACAUCUACAGUUUCAAUCAGGGAUCCAUGUCCUUCAUCGAGCAGGACCUGCGUGUGCUGCCCGAGGCCAUGGCGCGCCAGGCGCUUGACGCGAUGGAUCGCGUGGCGCUGAGGGAUGCUUUCGAUCUUCGACGGAACGUGGUCAACCUGAAGAAGGUGCUCCUGCACAGCUGGCACACGUCGGAGCCGCUCGAGAAGGAGCUCAGGCGGAUGAGCACGUUCUGGCGCGGGGACAUGAGCUGGGUCAACGGGUUCGUGGACGUCGCGAGGUACAGGGAGGUGUGCGUGGCUCACACGCGGUGCAAAGGCGCGGCGCACGCCGUGUUCGACGGACGCGUGAUGACCAAGGCGAUAUGCUGCGUCCCGAGGCACCCCGAGCUCCCGAGGCCGGCGAAGCUCUCGGGGUUACCCCGAACCAUGACGACGCACUCGUGGUUGGACCAGGCGCUGGACACGCUCGCGGAGAUGGACGAGGAGACGACGGAGGGUGCCGACGAGGGUGCCGACUCCCCGCCGCCGUCCGCGCGAGGCGUCGGAAGGAGGGGGACCGGGUCGGCGGCUGCCAAAAACGCGGCGGGCGAACCGAGCGACGUGAGACGCCAACUCGACGCCUUCCUCACCGACGCGACGUCGUCGCCGCACGGCCCACUCCGCGACUGGCCCAAACACAUCCUUCAGUACGUGGAGCUGGUCCUCGUCGCGAGGGGCGGGGCGAAGGCGCUAUCCGUGCGGGCGGAGACGGGGAGGUACGCGAGCCGCCUCAGGGAAACGUCGGUUCGUUUUGAGGAGGCGUUGGCGGCGCUUCGCGAACGCGUCAGGACCGUCGAGGACGUGCUCAGGGACGAAUGCGGGGUGGUGCUCCCGAGCGGUGAGUCACCGACCGGGAGGUUCGUGUCCAGGGACGACGUGGACGAUCGCGCGGUGGACGCCCUUCGCGUCGCGAUGCGCAGGGAUAAGACGCUGAACCUGUUGGAGGGGUGCGCUCCGGCGACGGCGGAGCUCUCUCGAUGGGUGCACGAGAUUUGCGCCAAGCCGGCGCAACGGCUGUUCGUCGCGGGCGACGGCGGGACGGGGACAAACGCCGACUUUGUCCCACCCGGGUUCGCUUUGGGGGAACUCAUCGGCGCAAACGCAAAGGCGGUGACGGCGCGGUGGGGACCGGAGCUUCGACGCGUCAUCGAAACCGCGUGUGGCCCAAACGGCGCGUGGCCGCCGACGGAGCCGCUGACGUACGUCACGGGCAAAGUACGGUGCAAGGAGUGCGGGGGUUUCUUCGGGACGCUGUGGAUCGGCGCGGGGGAACGCUGCUUCAGGUGCGAGGAAGGGAUGCGGGCGCGCGGGGAGUGCCCCGUAAGUGCGAGGUGCCGCGCGUCGAAGGUACGAACGUUUUGUCCGCACGCCCAACGGUGCAUCGCGUGCGAGCGAUGGAGCUGCGUGGAAUGCGGCGUCGUGUGCGGCGACGGGGAGGACGUGGCGGCGUUGGUGGAGCAAAUCGACCCGCACGUCGUGUUCAUCGACUUUGACCGCACGCUGUGCACCACCAAGAGCGGUGCCAGCCCGGCGCGGGGAUCGCACCGGCUGGACGCUGAGCUGUGGAACGUGGUGACCGGCCUUCAGGACGUCCGCGUGGUGACGAGAAACUCGCACGUGGACGACAUCAGGGCGUUCAUGGCCCGACACCGGGGCGGCGGCGGCUGUGGUCUCAGCGGGUCGACGCCGUCGUCGUCGUUUGACGGGAUUCCCCCCGUGCACCACGUGGGUAAGGGCGUCAGCAAGGGGAGGGUUAUUCGCGAGGUGCUGGCGGAAAAGGCGGCGCAGUCGGCGGGGCGACUUGCGGAGGAGUCGACGGGCGUCGGAGGCGGAGGGGUGCGAGCGGUGUUCGUGGACGACAGCGCGGCGGAGCUGCUCGAUCCGGAGGUUUCGAGCGUGCCGGGGCUGACCAAGGUCCUGUUCAGUCGCGUGCUCGCCCGUUUGAAAUAUCCCGCGGGCGAGACCUCCUUCCGGCGCAAACCAACGCGCGCGGACAUGUCCCUCGCGUCGGCAUCGGCGCCCGGCGCGUCGCUCGCGCCGUCGGGACGUCGCGCUCUUCGCGGCGGGCGAGCUCCCUCGCGCGUCGUCCCGUCCGCGUUCGGCUUCGGCCGCUCCAACCACGCGCAGUCCCUCACGCUCGAGCAGAUCGAGGCGGAGAUCCGGAGCGCCCCGCCGAGCACCUCGCCGGCGUCCACGUCCCGGCUCUCCCUCGCGGACGCCGUGUGGAAGGUAUCGCUGGACAAUCCGCUUUCCCUUCGAGACCGCGCGGCGUGCGCCAUCGCCGCGGAGGCGGUCCAGGCGCUGUGCGAGACUGGCCUGGACGGCGCGUCGCUCGCGGUGACGCUGGGCAUCCGCGAGGCGAUGAUCGCCAACGGCUUCGGCGACUCGGUGCGCGCGGUGGCCGGGUACGUCUCCGUCGGGGGUUACGCCAGGGCGCACGCGUGGCUCGAGAUCGACGGCAGGGUGCUGGACGUCGCGGGCGAGGGCCUGGCGCUGUGCGAGGCGGCCAGACGCCUCGGCGUCGAUUACUCCGACGCGAUCGCAAUGGCGAAAGCCUUCGGGCCGGACGCGCUUCGAUUCGGCGGACACGAACCGAACGCGAGACGCCCGCUGCUCGUGCUCAACAUGUCGGUGCCCACGGGGGGCACGUCAACGGCGCUGGCGCGGCCGGGUCUGACGAUGCGCGCGCCGCCGGCGAACGUCCCGGGGUGCCAAGACGCCGAGAAGACGAGAGCAAAGUUUGCGGCGGUGUUGUCCGAGCCGAGGACGCGGCUGUCCGAUAGGGUGCGCGAGAUGCCCGAGGAGGUGGCGGACGUGUUUCACAGGGUGGCGAGCACGCGGCUGGACCUGGUCGGGGACGAGAGGCAGCGCGCGGCGAGGCUGGCGGCGGGGGGGGCGCAGUGA
This is a messenger RNA of Micromonas commoda, 3069 nucleotides long. RefSeq lists its product with no specific name. The record is from RefSeq and is a predicted model, not a curated record. NCBI's taxonomy places the organism in Eukaryota, Viridiplantae, Chlorophyta, Mamiellophyceae, Mamiellales, Mamiellaceae. Bases 1 to 3069 code for a protein of 1022 amino acids. The transcript is spliced from 2 exons.